CUGCUUUUUGAUUCUGUCAUGUAGUGAAUGAGACCAGCUGCCGUGCCCACAUUGCGAGGCGGUCUCGUGAAAGAGCUCUGUUUGCAUUUCAAAGCGUAAAAAUCCUUAUCAUGAAAGACUAGGAAACAGCAUGCUUUAUAUCGCAAGCUGUCAUCAAUCCUCAAAAGGCUAGUUUGGUCUCAGUAUGAUGGUGGGCCCCCCAUAAUACAGGACGAGGAGGUGCCAGAUGUCUGCGUCAGCGUCAGAGUCCUUGGAGAAUGCCUCCAUCCUGUCGGACAGCGUGGCCCACGAGGGACACCGUCUGUGGAUUGGAAACAUCGACCCCAAAAUCACAGAGUGUGGACACCUGCUUCCAGCCAUACAAACGCAUGUCAGUCAAGCAACUGAAAAGUUCACCUGAGAGAGAGAGAAAGAGAGAGAGAGAGGGAGGGAGAGAAAGAGAGCUGUUGACCAUCCCUGUCACUGACAUCAUCUCCAGGUGCGCCUGCCACAGUGUGUGCAAGUCAAGGUACCACCUGGUGAAGCUGCUGGAGAAGUUUGGCAAGGUGAAGCAGUUUGACUUCCUGUUCCACAAGUCGGGGCCACUGGAGGGCCAGCCCAGGGGAUACUGCUUUGUCAACUUCCACACCAAAGAGGAAGCUGAGCGAGCUAUCCAGUGUCUGAACGGGAAGCUGGCUCUUUCUAAGAAGCUGGUUGUGCGUUGGGCCCACGCACAGGUAAAGAGGUUUGAGCCCAAUAGAGGAGACAAGAACCUUCCGUCGAGUCUGGAACCUUCCUGCAGUGUCAUUGAGGACGCAUCCCUCUCCACCAAUCACCUCAGCACGAACGCGAAGAUCCGUGCCAUCGAGGCAAAGCUUCAGAUGAUGGAGGAGAACCCGGAGGAGGACUAUGCAGGACCCUCCCCAUACCUCUACAACAAGCCCCCCGAGACCAACACCAAGAAGCGCCCCCAGCCCUACGUCAAGCCACACCGCAAAUUCAGGAGAUGACCUUACACACAAGCACACACACAUACACACACACACUCUCCUUCAGACACUCACUGUUGCGCCUUCUUUCUUUCUCUCGUACACACACACACACACACACACACACACACACACACACACACACACACACACACACACACACACACACACACACACACACACACACACACACACACACACACAGGACCACUAUACUACACAUGCUGACAUGUUUUCAACCCAGAUUGUAGUCUGAGUAGCCUGGUGGUAGCUAAAAGGAGUUUUUGAGCUCUGUGACAUCCUGUGAUCUUUACACAAAGAGGAGAAGGCUGUGUCUCGUACUUAUUGUCCUGCUGUAAAUAUGUGUGUUCUGAAAGGAGGUAGCAGUGGCGUUUUUCUUUUAUUACUUUUAGUAUUAUUUUCCCCUUUUAACAUCAAAGACUUUUGAGGAAUUUUAAUAAUUACAUUGCCAGCAUCUUGGUGUAAUUUAGCCGAGCGGAUAGUAUGGCAAGAGUCAGGCUAGUUUUAUUAUGACAUAUGCCUCUUUUUUCAAAGCAAUGUAAUAGUCACAUCUUACACAAAUAUAUAAAUAAAUACAAACGCACACAGAUUCAGUGGUUCUAUACACCAGACAAAAUGGAAAGAUAUUUUUCUUUUUUUUUCUUUUUUUUUUUACUGCAGAUUCAUUGCAUCCUAUUGUGACUCCAAACAGGCUACAGUUACAUUCUCCGUGAAUAGGUUAAAUUAUGUUCAGUUAAUUUCUGUAGCUACAUCUGCGGUUGUCUUUUCUUAUUUUUGGCAAGUACUCGGUGCAGAUACCCCUGACGUCACUUUUACUGCGCAUUGUUGUUGAUUCUCCUCGUGUACCGUUAUGAAAAAGGAAACGCCUUUUCUCUCAGACUCACCUGCUGUAUUCAAGGGCUUUACAACACAAUCUAGUCCGUUUGGAGUUUGCUGAAGGGUGUCGCCUCUCUUUCUAGGGUUUGCGAUGCUUGCAUACAAUUGGCCAUUAUGAUGUGGUUACGUUAUUUUUCUGUACAUUAUCUUUUUAAAUAUCAUUCGUUUUUUCGAUAUGGUAUACUGUGUCCUUACAACGACAAUAAAAAAGGUCAUCUACAUA
Molecule: messenger RNA, 2088 nt
Organism: Engraulis encrasicolus (European anchovy)
Lineage: Eukaryota; Metazoa; Chordata; Actinopteri; Clupeiformes; Engraulidae
Gene: rbm18
Product: RNA binding motif protein 18
Exons: 7
Coding region: 258-989 (243 amino acids)
Molecular function (GO): RNA binding
Source: RefSeq, a predicted model, not a curated record